Molecule: messenger RNA, 3496 nt
Organism: Sorghum bicolor (sorghum)
Lineage: Eukaryota; Viridiplantae; Streptophyta; Magnoliopsida; Poales; Poaceae
Product: putative disease resistance RPP13-like protein 3
Exons: 3
Coding region: 150-3113 (987 amino acids)
Biological process (GO): defense response to other organism
Molecular function (GO): ADP binding
Source: RefSeq, a predicted model, not a curated record
GCCCUGAAUGCUUCCGGGCCUUCCGGCUUGCAGUAACUCUUUAGCUACAGCAGCCUCCAUCUAGCUAGACGCCUUGCCACCACCAACACCAACCACCAUACGAGUUCUAUGAAUCCAUUGCAAGAUCUGAACCAGGCAAGGGAAGAAGCAUGAGUGUGGUGACCGGGGCACUGGGAAGCCUGGCCCCAAAGCUUCUUCAGCUGCUUGGCGACGAAUACAAGCUCCAGAAGGGCGUGAAGAAGCAAGUGCAAUGGGUGUCAAUCGAGCUGGACAACAUCAACGCCUUCUUCCGCAAGGUCUCGGCAGUGCCAUGGGACCGGCUCGACGAGCUGGUCAAGUUGUGGGCACGCGAGAUCAGGGAAGCAUCCUACGACAUGGAGGAUGUCCUCGAUACUUUCCUUGUGCAGCUUGAUGGUGGCGCGCCUGCCGACCCCAGCAGGCUCAAGCGUACCCUGAAGAAGAUGGGCAAGGUGUUCAGCAAGGCCAAGGCACGCCGUAGUAUUGCAGGUGCCAUCGAGGAUAUCAAGAAGCGUCUCGACGACAUAGCUGAAAGGCGGCAGAGGUACAAACUCGAUGAGAAGAUUGCAGCAGCACCCACUAUUAUUGAUCCUCGCCUUAUUGCUACGUACAAAGAGGUGUCCCAACUUAUUGGCGUCGACAAGUCAAGGGACGACCUCAUAUCUAUGCUGAAUCUUUUGCAACCAGAUGAUGAUGCACCUGACAAGAAGAUCACCAAGAAGGUUUCUAUUGUUGGAGUUGGAGGAUUGGGUAAGACCACUGUUGCCAAAGCGGUCUAUGAGAACCUAAAGUCGCAGUUUGACUGUGCGGCUUUCGUUUCAGUUGGACGGGAUCUUGAUUUGGUAAAAGUUUUCAAGGACAUACUCUUUGAUCUUGACAAGGAAGAGUAUAAGGAUAUUCAUGAAACUAAAAGAGGCCUGGAGUUCCUAAUCCGUGAAGUCCGAGAAUUCCUGGAGAAGAAGAGGUAUUUCGUUGUUGUUGAUGAUGUAUGGGAGGUAGAGAAAUGGAAAAAAAUCAAAGUGGCAUUCAUUGAGAAUAAUUGUGGAAGUAGAGUCAUCACAACAACUCGUAGUGUUGAUGUUGCCAAAGCAUCUGGUGAGGUUUACAACCUAAAACCACUUUCCGAUGAUGACUCCAUGAAUUUAUUUUAUACAAGGAUAUUUGGUGCAGACAGAAAGUUCCUUGGUGACCAACCAGAUGACAUUUCUGAGAAAAUUCUAAAGAAAUGUGCCGGUAUACCAUUAGCAAUCAUCACAAUGGGUAGUUUGUUUGCUGGUAAAGAAAAACACCAAUGGCCAGUGUUGCUCGACUCUAUUGGUUUUGUGCAUGAUGAAGAUAAUAAUGAGGUCAAAGAUACUAUGACAAUACUCUCAUUUAGCUACUAUGAUCUCCCUCCAGAGUUGAGGACAUGCUUACUAUAUCUAAGUACAUAUCCUGAAGACUAUGAGAUAGAAAAGGAUCCUUUGAUAUGGAAAUGGAUAGCCGAAGGAUUUAUCAAUCCAGAAAAAGGAAAAACAUUAUUUGAGCUUGGAGAAAAAUACUUCAAUGAUCUCAUUAAUAGAAGCUUAAUCCAGGUAGUGGAGGCAUGGGAUGGCAGAGUAUCAGGCUGUCGUAUUCAUGAUAUGGUUCUUGAUAUGAUUCGUAAGCUUGCAUUUGAAGAAAACUUUAUUGCUCUACUGAGUGAUAAUGUUGAAGCAACAAAUGCAGCAAGCAGUGUUCGUCGGUUAGUACAACAAAAUAGAAGAGCUGAACAUAAGAAUUCUGAAGCCACAGUUACUGAGAUGACAAAAGUUAGGUCAUUUAGUACAUUCCUGUGCUGUAUUAAUAACCGGGACCAGUUUUUGAGAUUUAAAAUUCUGCGUGUGCUAGACAUAGUAGACUGCAGCUUUGAGGAAGGUUGCCAUCUUGAUCAUCUUGGUGAUUUACUUCACUUGAGGUAUCUUGGGAUACAAAGAUGUCAAGGUAGAGGUUAUAAGAUCCCGAAACAAAUAGGAAAUCUAAAGUUGCUCCAGACAAUUGAUGUUGACACAGUGUUGCCUGAAAGCAUUUUCCAGGUAACAAAGCUAGUGCGGCUAUGUGCUCCACCAAUGGAUACAGUAGACGGGAUUGGAAACCUUACAUCCCUAGAGGAGCUAAUAAUAAAACGUAGACCUGGUGGGUGGGACAUUCCCAAGAGGUUUAUAAAGGAGCUGGGCAGGCUGCGAGAACUGAGGGUGCUACAAUUUUUUCCUACUGAGAAGAUGGGCAUACAGAGAGAUUUCGUGGAGUCCCUAUGCAAUCUCAAGAACAUCCAGCAUAUAGGUGUGAAUGAUGGUUUUUGUGCAUAUAGACCCAUGUGGGAGGCAGCAGGCUUUGUGCUUCCACGGUCUCUCUGUUAUUUGGUGUUGCCAGUUAAAUUCUCUAAGAUGCCGUCAUGCAUAGAUCCCUCAAGUCUUCGCUUCCUGUUCCACUUGGACCUAUUUGUGACCACUAUGGAUGAGCAGGAUCUAAAGCUCCUUGCUAGGUUGCCAGCUCUCUGUUUUCUCAUGCUCAGAACAGAGUCCACAGUGACAGCAAGCAAUAUCAAUGCCGGUGAUGGCUGCUUCUUCCAGAAGUUGAGGUAUUUCUUGACUGAAUCAAUAAUGGUGCUGUUUGAACAGCCCAACGAGAAGGAUGGUAGUGUCUCGUUCCAUAUGUGGAAUUAUAGUAAACAACAUGCAAUGCCGUUCGUCUCCAGAAAAAGCAAUGACAACAACAAAUCUGUUGUACCCCGUGGAGUGAUGCCAAAUCUUGAAAUACUUCGAUUUGACAUCUCUUUGAAGGCUAUAAAGGAUAACAAUGGUGACUAUGGCAGUUUUGGCUUGGAGUACCUGCCUUCCAUUCGGGAACUUAGUGGGCCUAUCAACUGUGAAGGCGUGUCAGCCAAGGAGGUGGAUGCUGCGUUGGCUGCACUGACAAACGCAUGCAAGCUCCAUCCCAACAAUCCCACGUUUGAGAUGUACACGAUUAAUGAUCCUGUUGACUUGGAGAUAAUGAACCGGCUGCGUCAGAUGACGAACAGGCCGAAUCUGCCAGCCAAGUUUGUGACUGAACAGUUCCCCGAUGAAGACUUAUAGAGACAGCAUCAGAUGAUGACUUCGGAGACUAUAUCAGAUGGUGACUUCACAGACUAGUGUGUCGGCUUAUCUCCACCCGAGCUAUUCGAUCUAUAUAUUGGAGUACCAUUGCUCAAAGCCUGCUACAUUUUUUUUCUCCACUUUCAUAUUCUGUGGUUCCUACUUGCUAAUAAGCGCCCAACAUAUUUAUGUUGUGCCACGUUUGAGGCGGCUACCUCAUCUGUGGCUUGUAUUGCUUGUAAUAAGGUUGUGUCAUUUUGAACACAUACACACAGCUGCUAGAUUAUAUAAUUUGUUUGGAACUUCAUAUUACAGUAUAUUUGCUAGAUUAUAUAAUUUGUUCGGAACUCCAUAUUACAGUAUAUUUUUAUUGCCCAGAAAUC